Molecule: messenger RNA, 1509 nt
Organism: Erigeron canadensis
Lineage: Eukaryota; Viridiplantae; Streptophyta; Magnoliopsida; Asterales; Asteraceae
Product: auxin efflux carrier component 5
Exons: 5
Coding region: 103-1161 (352 amino acids)
Biological process (GO): auxin polar transport; auxin export across the plasma membrane
Cellular component (GO): endoplasmic reticulum; plasma membrane
Molecular function (GO): auxin efflux transmembrane transporter activity
Source: RefSeq, a predicted model, not a curated record
UAACAACACUCAAAUACGUACCAAAAAACCCAUCAUUCUUUUUGUACAUAUAGCUAGCCCUUUCUUUGAAGGAAGUUGUGUACUAUAUUUCAUUUUCUAAAGAUGAUUGGGUUAGAGGAUGUUUACAAGGUGGUUGCAGCCAUGGUGCCACUAUAUGUGGCUCUACUUUUAGGUUAUGGUUCGGUUCGAUGGUGGCACAUUUUUACGUUAGAACAAUGCAACGCCAUCAACCGGUUUGUAUGCCUCUUCACCCUCCCUCUCUUCACUUUCGACUUUACAGCCCAUAUCGACCCUUUCAAGAUGAAUUACCGUUUCAUUGGGGCAGACGCCAUCUCCAAAGUUAUUAUCGUAUUUGUGCUUGCCCUUUGGGCUAGAUUUAGUACUAAAGGAAGCUAUUGUUGGUCCAUAACAAGCUUCUCUUUGUCUACUUUAACUAACUCCCUUGUUGUAGGUGUACCCUUGAUUAGGGCCAUGUAUGGUCAAGAGUUUGUUGACCUAGUUGUUCAAGGAUCAGUGGUUCAAGCAAUAGUUUGGCUCACUGCACUCUUGUUCGUGUUAGAAUGUAGACGAGCAGCAUCGACUGAUUGCUCUAUUAAUGCUACAACAGAAUCCAAGGAUUUGGAAGGGAAUACUAAGACAUAUGAUCAACAAGUUGUUAGUAGAUCAUCGUUCGUCUCUUUGAUGAAAGUUGUGUCUUUGAAACUUUCCAUGAACCCUAAUUCAUAUUCUUGCGUAAUUGGCAUCAUUUGGGCAACCCUAUCAAAAAGGUUUAAUUGGCCGAUGCCGGACAUGGUUGAAGGAUCAAUAUUGAUCAUGUCAAGGGCUGGGACAGGCACUGCCAUGUUUAGCAUGGGAUUGUUCAUGGCACAACAGGAUAAAUUGAUUGCAUGUGGACCAAGUCUAACGGUGAUGGCAAUUGUUCUCAAGUUUUUCGCCGGACCAGCUGCUAUGGCGGUCAGUUGCAUCGCCGUAGGUCUGCAUGGAGAUGUUUUACGUGUUGCAAUAAUGCAGUCUGCUUUGCCACAGUCCAUCACUUCAUUCAUAUACGCAAAAGAAUAUGGAUUGCACGCUGAUGUUCUUAGUACUGCGGUUAUCUUUGGCAUGAUUGUCACUCUCCCAAUUUUGGUUGGAUUCUAUGCUGUCUUGGAAUUUCUACACUGAUUCCUUCCCAUACAAAUAACUAGUUGGUCUAUAUAUAUUCUUAUAAUGUUUCUAAAUUUUUAACAUAUUGAACCAUAUGAUGAACUCCAAUUAACAGUAAUUUGAGUUUUCUUGUAUGUUUAAUUUACCCUUAAUUCCAUUGUAUCUAGACAAGUGUAACAUAUUUCUUUGUUGGUACGUUGGAUAUGUUUAAUAAAGAAGAUUUUGUAUAAAUUAUUCAAUUAGCAUUGCUUUUGCGGUGUAGGACUACGUACAAUUAGACUUCCAUAAACGAUGUUCUUGAAGAUCUCUGCAAGAAAACCCAUGUAACCAACCCAUAAUCUUCUUGUAGCUGUGACUUUCGGCAUU